Bacidia gigantensis is the source of this 756-nucleotide messenger RNA. RefSeq lists its product as uncharacterized. Gene Ontology annotation, cellular component: cytoplasm. The record is from RefSeq and is a predicted model, not a curated record. Gene Ontology annotation, molecular function: 2-oxoglutarate-dependent dioxygenase activity. NCBI's taxonomy places the organism in Eukaryota, Fungi, Ascomycota, Lecanoromycetes, Lecanorales, Ramalinaceae. The transcript is spliced from 4 exons. The coding region runs from base 1 to 756 and encodes 251 amino acids.
AUGGAAAAGAAUCCAGUGACUCAAAAUGUCAAUGGUGAUGGGGGAGACCACCCGCCGGCAAAGUACCCUCAGUAUCUUCCCACUUGGGAUCCGAAGAUGAACUGCCCAAUCCUCGGGCCAUUCAAGCAUCACGAGCGUGCCCAACAUGCCGACCCCGCGAUGCCUGACUUGACCUCCCAUCCAAACGCAAAAGUCAAGCACCUCACACCUACGACGGGAACAGAGAUCGACGGUGAUUCCCUCUUUCUCCAAGGCGCCACUAACACCCCUCGUCUACCAGGAAUCCAACUCACCGCCCUCACAGCCUCCGGCCUAGACCAGCUCUCUCUCCUCUGCGCCCAACGCAAAGUCCUCGCCUUCCGGAACCAAGACCUCAAAGAUUUCCCCAUGAAGAAGAUCGUCGACUGGUGCAGCUACUUCGGCCGCCCCUCCAUCCACCCUACUGGUCCCACUCCCGCCGGCGAGUCAAGACCGGAGAUCCAUAUUGCGCAUUCGGGAGGUCCAGAUGCUAGGCUGGCCUCAGCAUGGUCAUCGCGCACGAAUAGCAUGAAUUGGCAUAUUGAUGGGAGUGUGGAUGCACAGCCACCUGGCUUGGUCUUUUUGUACCUUCUUGAAGCACCUGAGACGGGCGGUGAUACAACGUUUUGCAAUACGGCAGAGUUGUAUAAGCGUUUCUCGGAGGGAUUCAAGGAGAGGCUGCAUGGGUUGAAGGCGGAACACAGUGAUGUCGAUCUAGUGGACAGGACGAGGAGGUGA